Molecule: messenger RNA, 656 nt
Organism: Suillus subalutaceus
Lineage: Eukaryota; Fungi; Basidiomycota; Agaricomycetes; Boletales; Suillaceae
Exons: 2
Coding region: 6-656 (216 amino acids)
Source: RefSeq, a predicted model, not a curated record
AGUAAAUGAACAUUACUACUACUACGUGUUUUCCAUGGCUAAGUCUGGAGGGCGCCCUCUUCCCAAGGUUGUCGAAGACAAUUUUGACCGCCUCGAAGAUGUCCCCAACUCAUCUAAUAGAUCUUAUUUCAACUGUCCGCUUAAUUCCCCUGGCACUCAUAUCGAGAACCGCGACAACAAUCUGCCGAAACACCUUACCGACGCCGCUCGAUGCCCUAACUGUCCACCUGGAGAACACCCGAGAUGAGCCUGGUAUCGACCUUGAUACAGCACGUAACCUCGAAAACACAUUUGCAUUCGAGCCACCACUUACAAUCCAAAGUAACAACAUCGACGACCUGCUUGCUGGCCCGGAAGACAUUUCAGUUGACGAGAUUGAUGCAGAAUUUGAUGCACUCGAGAAGCAGGAUGUCGUUGAGAGUUUUGAAGAUGUUGAUAUUGAUGGACUCGAGAUAUUGGAAGGUAAUGUGUAUAACUUCGACGAGCUCGCACGAGUUGAGGCCGGUAUGGUGCCAAAAUCUAUUGAUGAAGAGUUCUCGGUGAUUGAUCAUGGUGUGAGAGGGUGGUUGGGAUGUUGCAUCAUUAUAUUAAUGUCAACCAAUGGUUUCUUGACAAAUAAUUUACCUCUGCCUAGUUUUGCCAUGGCACAACCCUAG